This is a messenger RNA of Tachysurus fulvidraco (yellow catfish), 5131 nucleotides long. It is a transcript of the gene dcc, whose product is annotated as DCC netrin 1 receptor. The coding region runs from base 450 to 4493 and encodes 1347 amino acids. NCBI's taxonomy places the organism in Eukaryota, Metazoa, Chordata, Actinopteri, Siluriformes, Bagridae. Gene Ontology annotation, cellular component: membrane. The record is from RefSeq and is a predicted model, not a curated record. The transcript has 27 exons. Gene Ontology annotation, biological process: cell-cell adhesion. Gene Ontology annotation, molecular function: protein binding.
ACGAGCUGCGCGCGCACCGGACCGGCAGCGCGGCCACAGCUGCCCGUAACAAGUGAAACGCUUCUCUCUCUCUCUCUCUCUCUCUCUCUCUCUCUCUCUCUCUCUCUCUCGCUGCAUCUCCUCCGCCUUUCUGCGCUCUGGAGUCUGGAUGUGCGCGAUGGAGAACCGACGCGUUUAACCGGAUUCCUGUUGUAGCCGUUGGAGAGCACGAGUCAUCUUAUUUUUUCCCCACGCGCUCUCUCCUCUUCCUCUCUCUUAUUUUUUCUUGGACUUGUACUGUGGCUUUAUAUGACAGAAUAAUACUAAUAUUAGUUCUUAAAAAAAAAAAAAAAAAAACAUUUUUGGUCUCCCUUUUCACCCGGAGCUUAUGAAUUGAACUUGGCGGCGUGAUUUCGGCGUGUCACCGGGGGGAGAGCCGCGCGCUCUUGCUUGCCGUUUCUGCGCACACCAUGGCGCGCGCCGGUGGAUACGAGCGCGUGAGAAGGGCUCUGGCUGGUGCAGUUUGGAUGGCUUUGCUAUGCGUCGUCUCCAGAACGCAGGGUUCUCAGGCUCCACGCAGUUUCGUAGAGUUACGUUUCGUGUUGGAGCCGCAAGACGUGGUAACAAUACGAGGUGGUGUACUACAGCUGGACUGCCAGGCGCGAUCUGACCGUGGCCUUCCCAACAUCUCCUGGAAGAAGGACGGUGUGCUGCUGAGCUCGGUGGUGGAUGAGCGAAGACAGCAGUUGGCCAACGGAUCCCUCCUAGUGCAGAAUGUGGUGCACUCACGUCAUCACCGACCGGAUGAGGGAGCCUACCAGUGUCUGGCCACUCUAGAGGGUGUGGGGGCCAUCGUCAGCCGCACGGCAAAGGUUACCGUUGCUGGUCCUUUACGUGUGGUGGUCCCCACCGAGUCGGUCUCAUCCUACAUGGGUGACACGGCGUUGCUGCGCUGCGAGGUGACGGGUGAGCCCAUGCCCGUAGUGCGCUGGCAGAAGAACCGCGACGAGCUGCCCUUGACUUUUGACCCUGACAGCAGGGUGGUGGUGCUGCCCUCCGGCUCACUGCAGGUCAGCAAAGUGCAGCCGCCUGACGCUGCUACAUACCGCUGCCUGGCGGAGAACCCAGGGAGCGCACGGACAGGCACCGAUGCUGACCUGAGGGUUUUACCAGAGCCUGGAGUAGCGAGGAAUCUGGUCUUUCUCCAGAGACCCAUGAAGGUCACGGCUCUACAGGGCAGAGAUGCCGUGCUGGAAUGUUCCGCCUCCGGCUACCCGACCCCCUCCUUCUACUGGAUGAGAGGCAGUGAGAUGAUUCAAAUCAGAUCCAGGAAGUACUCUUUGCUCGGCGGCAGCAACCUGCUAAUCAACAGCGUCACCGAUGACGACUCGGGCACGUACGUCUGCGUAGCGCAGAACAAGAACGAGAACAUCACGGCUUCCUGUGAGCUCUCCGUUCUAGUGUCGCCCCAGUUCUUGAACUAUCCGUCCAACACGUACGCGUACGAGAGCUCGGACAUCGAGAUGGAGUGUGCGGUGACGGGUAACCCUCAGCCCACCGUGCGCUGGAUGAAGAACGGAGAGGCAGUCAUCCCCAGUGACUACUUCCAGAUCGUGGAUGGUGGGAACCUGCAGAUUUUGGGCUUGGUGCGUUCAGAUGAAGGAUUCUACCAGUGUGUGGCAGAGAACGAAGCAGGCAACGCCCUGGCAAUGGCCCAACUUAUACUCCUCGAGCUUGUUGUCCCGAGCUCAGGCGUCCUCCCUUCUUUUCCCCGGGACCUGACCCCUGUGCUUGUGUCCAGCCGCUUUGUGCGUCUAUCCUGGCGCCCCCCAGUGGAGACACGUGGCACCAUCCUCACUUAUGGAGUCUUUUACACACAGGAGGGCAUUAACAGAGAACGCUCGGUGAACGUGACAGAGCCGGAGAGUCUCCAGUUGACGGUGAACAAUCUGAAGCCUGAGGCGGUUUAUAUCUUCAGGGUGGUGGCCUACAAUGAGCUGGGGCCAGGAGAAAGCUCAGAGCAAAUCCGGCUCUCCACACAGCCUGAACUGCAGGUCCCUGGUCCCGUGGAGAACCUCCAAGCCGUGGCCAUGUCCCCAACCUCUAUCCAGGCCUCAUGGGAUCCUCCAGCAUACGCCAACGGCCCCAUCCAAGGCUACCGGCUCCUCUGGAUCGAGACCUCCUCUGGCAAAGAGCAGAGCAUAGAGGUGCUCGGGCAAAGCUACAAAAUGGAAGGAUUGAAGAAGUUUACAGAGUAUUCUUUACGCAUCCUGGCACUGAACCGCCACGGGCCGGGCAUCGGCACAGACAAUAUGCUCAUCACAACCUUCUCUGAUGUUCCGAGCGCUUCUCCUCAGAACAUCUCUCUAGAAGUGAUCUACUCGCGGAGCAUCAAAGUGAGCUGGCAGCCUCCUCCAGCCAACACACAGAACGGCUUCAUCACCGGAUACAAGAUCCGCUACCGGAAAACCGGACGACGAGGGGAUCAAGAGGCCAUCGAACCCAACAACCUGUGGUAUCUGUUCACAGGGCUGGAAAAAGGCAGUCAGUACAGCUUCCAAGUUGCGGCCAUGACGGUCAAUGGCACAGGCCCUAGCAGCGAAUGGUACACUGCGGAAACUCCAGAAAACGACCUUGAUGAGACCCAGGUUCCGAACCAGCCAAGCUCCCUGCACGUGCGUCCGCUUCCCAAUAGCAUCAUCAUGAGCUGGACCCCUCCACUGAACCCCAACAUUUUGGUGAGGGGUUACAUCAUUGGCUACGGCGUGGGGAGCCCCUAUGCUGACACAGUGCGAGUGGACAGCAAGCAGCGUUACUACUCCAUUGAAAACUUAGGGCUUCAGGUUCUGCAGCAAUGCACUGCUGACAGUCUUCCUUACCUGUCUGGUGCCCAGAUUCUUUUUGUAACAGCUUGUUUACCUAGGAAGAAUUCAUUAACACACCAAAACUCAACUCUAUUAACUCUCUUUUUUUUCCCACUUUUUUCUGCACGUAUUUCUUGCCUUUGGAAAGCGCCAAGCUCCGCCCCGAAGGACCUGACCGUGAUUGGUCGAGAGGGUCGUCCCAGAUCGAUCCUUAUCAGCUGGCAGCCGCCGCUCGAAGCUAACGGCAAGAUCACAGGUUAUAUCGUGUACUAUACUUUGGAUAAGAACAUGGCCAUUGAUGACUGGGUGAUGGAGCCCAUCACCGGAGACAGACUCACCCACCAGGUCAUGGACCUGAAUCUCGACACUGUUUAUUAUUUCCGGAUCCAGGCCAAAAAUGCCAAGGGGGUGGGGCCUCUGUCUGAACCUGUCCAGUACAGGACAUCCAAAGUCGAACAUCCGGACAAGAUGGCCAACGACCAAGGUCGUCAUGGAGACAGCAGCUACUGGCCUUCGGACAAUAACCUGAUUGACAGGAGCAGCCUGAACGAGCCUCCCAUCGGUCAGAUGCGGCCUCCGCACGGCAGCGUGACUCCGCAGAAGAACAGCAACCUGCUGGUGGUCAUCGUGGUGUCCGUGGGCGCCGUCACCGUCGUCGUGGUGGUCAUCGUGGCUCUCAUUUGCACUCGACGUUCUUCCGCACAACAACGGAAAAAACGGGCCACACACAGCGCUGGGAAAAGGAAAGGAAGUCAGAAAGACCUGCGACCUCCUGAUCUGUGGAUCCACCACGAGGAGAUGGAGCUGAAGAACAUAGAGAAGCCGUCCAGCUCCGCCCCGUCCGGCCGAGAAUCGCCGAUCCAGAGCUGCCAAGAGAUCGCCCCUGUCAGCCACAGCCAAUCAGAGAGCCAGAUGGGCAGCAAGAGCAGCCACUCAGGUGGUGAUGCAGAUGAAGCCUCCAGCGGGAUUUCUACGCUAGACCGCUCGCUGGCUGCACGCAGAGCCACUCGCUCAAAGAUGAUGAUCCCUAUGGACUCACAACCCAGCAAUACACCGGUGGUCAGUGCCAUCCCGGUGCCCACGCUGGAGAGCAGUCAGUACCCGGGCAUCCUGCCGUCUCCCACAUGCGGCUACACCCCUCACUCCAAAUUCACCCUCAGGCCCAUGCCCUUUUCGACGCUCACCGUGGACCGAGGCUAUGCUGCAGCCAUAACCACAGAAACCCCCCAGCCUCAGGCAUCUCUGAUCCCCUCAGUGCAGCCCGAAGCAUCGGGGGCAGAGGAGAUGCCGAGCCGCUCCAUUCCCACAGCGUGUGUAAGACCCACACACCCCCUGCGUAGCUUCACCAACCCUCUCCUGCCCCCACCCAUGGGCAACAUCGAGCCCAAAGUCUACACUCCCAUGAUGCCACAGCCAGGUGGAAGUCUCCCGAAACCCCAAGUCAAGACGGCUUCGUUAGGACAGGCUGGGAAAGCAAGAUCACCGCUACUUCCUGUCUCUGUUCCGACAGCGCCCGAAACUGCAGAGGAAGGACAGAAGCCAGCAGAAGACCCUGCAAGUGUGUAUGAGCAGGACGACCUGAGCGAACAGAUGGCCAGUCUAGAAGGACUGAUGAAGCAGCUGAACGCCAUCACCGGCUCUGCAUUUUAACGUCGGCGACCACCCGGCGGAAGCUGCGAUCUAGCUGAGGGAGCAGAGGCACGUCACGCACCGAGCCACGCACCUGUGACUUUACAGACUCUCUGAUGUCUCGUGUCCCUCCGCCUCCGUCUGGCCUUUUAUUCCACUCACGCGUUCAUCAGCAAAAACCCUGCGAUGAGACAACAAAAAAAAGGGAAAAAAAUAAAAUCACAUGCGAGACACACGUAAAAGGGAGCGGGUUUAUAAAACGGAGCCGGGUUUCGAUCCGAGCCUCCUACCGACGAUUCUUUCACCCGUGUUUUUUCUUUAUUUUCUUGGGUUUUUCGCUCACACCGCAGCUUUGGCAGAUAUAAACAAGCUGGAGACGAGAAGACUGGGUCGAGAAAACGACACACGUUUUUUUCUGCUCUGUCGUUCCGUCUUUCCAAAAACUUUUCCGAAACACAAGGAUCGUGACUUAAAUACAGUUUUGUGACGAGUCGAGUCGGUGGAUCGGGAAAUAAACAAUCCAUUCCAUUGCAAAUAUACCUCCAUUUCCUGACCAGUAGUUUGACCUACUAUGACUGUGUUAUAAUGCACAACUCACACACACACACACACACACACACACACACACACACACACACACACACACACACACACACAAC